GACUCAGCGAUAAACAUGGGCACCUUAGACCAGAAAAGUCUUGAUGGCAGCAAGUUCCAGUUUCAUUUUUUCCACUUUCCAAUCUGAAACUUUUUACAUAUAUGUCCUACAUACAUUCAAGAGCAGAAAGAGAAACACAGGAUUGAAGCAAUAAUGAGCGCUAAGCUCCACUUCCUCUCUUCCUCUUGGCUGUUGCUCUUCUUUCUUUGUUAUGUAAAAUCACAAGAUCCACUUCCAAACACCACGGGCUACACUUGCAGUGCCAACCAGACCACCUAUCCUUGCCAAGCCUACGCUUUCUACCGAGCCUCGGCGCCUGAUUUAGUCAACCUUGCCUCGGCGCCUGAUUUACUCGACCUUGCCUCCAUCGCUGACCUUUUUUCAGUGAGUCGCCUCAUGAUAUCAAAGCCCAGUAAUAUAUCCUCCCCAUCGUCUCCUCUCAUCCCAAAUCAGCCUCUUUUUGUCCCUUUAACCUGUUCUUGUAAUACUUUGAAUGCCAGUAAUGUCAUCUCUUUUGCUAAUCUGUCAUACACAAUCAAGUCGGGUGACACUUUUUAUCUUGUGUCUACACAGCUGUACCGGAAUUUAACAACUUAUCAGUCUGUUGAGAUUGUUAAUCCUACUCUAGUUCCUACUAAGCUUGAGCCUGGUGAUGUUGUUCAAUUUCCAAUCUUUUGCAAGUGCCCUAAUGAAACUCAAUUGCAAAACCAGGUGAAGUAUCUUGUGUCUUAUGUGCUUCAACCUUCUGAUAACUUGUCAUCAAUUGCUUCAACGUUUGGAACAGAAACACAGGCAAUAAUAGAUGUUAAUGGGAAUAACAGUCAGCCAUUUGAAACGAUAUUUGUCCCAGUCACAAGACUUCCACAACUAACACAGCCUGAUGUUGCUCCUUCGAAAUCUCCUGGAAACACUGAGAGAAAAGGAGUUGUUACAGGAUUGGCAAUUGGGUUGGCUAUUUGUGGAAUCUUGUUGGUUUUGACUAGUGGGUUGUUGAUUUAUAGUGAGGUUAUUUUAAAGAAGAGGAGACAGAGGGAGUUUGAUGAUGCCGAGAAGCAGAAGCAACAGUUUGAUAAAGGAGGGAAGGGCUUCAAGAAUAUGGAGGUUAAUUUAAUGGCAGAUGUUUCAGAUUGCUUAGACAAGUACAAAUUGUUCAAGAUUGAAGAACUCAGAGAAGCUACAAAUGGUUUCAGUGAGGAUUGCUUGAUUCAAGGGUCUGUUUACAAAGGGUUCAUUGAUGGAGAGAUCUAUGCAAUCAAGACGAUGAAAUGGAAUGCCUGUGAGGAGUUGAAGAUCUUACAAAAGGUGAAUCAUGGGAAUCUGGUGAAGUUAGAAGGUUUCUGCAUAGACCCUGAAGAUACAAAUUGCUAUUUGAUCUAUGAGUACAUUGAAAAUGGCUCCCUCCAUUCAUGGCUCCACGAAAACAGCAACAAAAAACUGAACUGGAAAACAAGGUUAAGGAUUGCCAUUGAUGUUGCCAAUGGCCUGCAAUAUAUCCAUGAGCACACUAGGCCGAGAGUUGUACAUAAAGACAUCAAAAGCAGCAACAUUCUCUUGGACUCGAACAUGAGGGCGAAAAUCGCAAACUUUGGACUAGCAAAAUCAGGCUGCAAUGCCAUAACUAUGCACAUUGUUGGCACUCAAGGCUACAUCGCCCCUGAGUAUCUAGCAGACGGGGUAGUGUCAACAAAAAUGGAUGUUUUUUCCUUCGGGGUGGUGCUGCUUGAGCUUAUAUCAGGCAAGGAGGUGAUCGAUGAAGAGGGGAGGGUGUUGUGGACAAGUGCUGGUGGAAUUUUGGAAGGGAAUAAUGAAGAGAGAAAGGUGAGAAGAAUGAAAGAGUGGAUGGAUGAGGUGUUUCUGCAGGAUACAUGCUCAAUGGAGAGUGUGAUGAGUGUCAUGGCUAUUGCCAUUGCUUGUGUGCAGAGAGAUCCUUCCAAGCGGCCAAGUAUGGUGGAUAUUGCGUAUGCAUUGUGCAAGAGUGAUGACUUGUUUUUUGAUGUUUCUGAAGAUGGAUUAGCAACCCCUGAGCUAAAUGCAAGAUGAAGCAGCUUUGAUGUUAUCAGAUUGUGCCAGUUGAAGGAGUUUUGGCAAGAUUUUCCAAUCCAUGCCUUGCAUUGUAUAUAGCAGCAAUAAGAAAAUGAGACACUACAAACAAAACCAGGCCUAUAUAUUUUUUUUUCUUCAAGGUGAAAUUUAGAAGUUUUUAUUUGAUUAUGACAACUUUUGAGUUAAUAAAAAUAAUUUCAAAUAUAA
Mangifera indica (mango) is the source of this 2250-nucleotide messenger RNA. Its product is annotated as serine/threonine receptor-like kinase NFP. The record is from RefSeq and is a predicted model, not a curated record. The coding region runs from base 154 to 2040 and encodes 628 amino acids. Gene Ontology annotation, biological process: protein phosphorylation. Gene Ontology annotation, molecular function: ATP binding; protein kinase activity. The transcript has 2 exons. Lineage: Eukaryota; Viridiplantae; Streptophyta; Magnoliopsida; Sapindales; Anacardiaceae.